Molecule: messenger RNA, 1395 nt
Organism: Penicillium diatomitis
Lineage: Eukaryota; Fungi; Ascomycota; Eurotiomycetes; Eurotiales; Aspergillaceae
Product: aminopeptidase P family protein
Exons: 3
Coding region: 1-1395 (464 amino acids)
Molecular function (GO): metalloaminopeptidase activity; manganese ion binding
Source: RefSeq, a predicted model, not a curated record
AUGGCUUCAGUCGACGAGAUCCUCGCUGGCAAGUAUCCCGGCAAGGCGCAUGCGCGCCGUGUUGCCCAGAUGCUCAAGGAAAAGAAUGGCGAUGUGGGCAUCAUUUACCUGGAGGCUCAAAAGACUCGGAUGAUUGAGGACAGCGACGAAGCUAUGCACUUCCGUCAACGUCGCCCAUUCUUUUACCUCACCGGCUGCAACGAACCCGAUGCCUCGGUUGUCUACGACGCCAAAAAGGAUCAGCUCACCCUCUUCAUCUCUCCCAUUGACCCGGACUCCGUCAUCUGGAUGGGACUGCCCUUAUCUCCCGAGCAGGCCAAGAAGCAGUACGAUGUUGACGCAGUGCACUACACCAACGAGGUGAAUUCGACCCUGGCUUCUAUCGCGUCUGCCCAAGAAGGCAAGACCGUCGCCUUUGCGAUCGACCAGCAAGUCUCCGAGGGUACCGACUUCAAGGGCUUCGCGCAGACCAACCUCUCCGUUCUGAAGGAUGUCAUUGGCGAUGCGCGUGUCGUCAAGGACGCGUAUGAGAUUGCGCUGCUGCGAAAGGCGAACGAUAUCUCGACUCUAGGUCACAUCGCUUGUAUGAAGGCCGCUCGCAAGGCCGGCAAUGAGCGUGAGGUCGAGGCGGAAUUUAUCAAGACGUGCAUUGCCCACGGAGCCAGGGAGAUGUCGUAUCAUCCCAUCUUUGCGGCUGGUGAGAAUGGCGCUACGCUGCACUAUGUCAAGAAUGACGACAGCUUCCACUAUCCUGAUCAACAGCGCAAGGGCAGUCUGUUGAUCGAUGCCGGUGGUGAGUACCAGACCUAUUGCGCGGACAUCACUCGUGUGGUGCCUCUGGCGGGGCGGUUCCCCGAGGAGGCGCGCCAGAUCUACGAGAUUGUCCUGGAUAUGCAAACGCAGUGCAUUGCCAUGUUGAAGGAAGGCGUGCUCUGGGAUGACGUGCAUGCUCUGGCUCACCGGGUCGCAAUCAAGGGAUUGUUGAAGCUGGGCAUUCUCCAGGGUGACGAGGAGGAGAUCUUCCAGAAGCGGGUCAGCGUGGCCUUCUUCCCUCACGGUCUGGGCCAUUAUCUGGGUAUGGAUACCCACGACACUGGCGGUAACCCCAACUACAACGACAACGACAAGAUGUUCCGCUACCUUCGAACCCGCGGCAAGCUCCCUGCCGGAUCGGUGAUUACCGUCGAGCCUGGGAUCUACUUCUGCCACUUCAUCAUCGACCCGGUCCUCGCAUCCGCCGACACCGGCAAAUACAUCAACACCUCGGUCCUGGAACGCUACUGGCGCGUGGGCGGCGUUCGCAUCGAAGACAACGUGCACGUCACCAAGGACGGUCCCGAUAAUUUGACCUCGACGCCCAAGGUGCUUGCAGAGGUUGAAAGUCUGGCGCAAUGA